Messenger RNA from Cataglyphis hispanica, 1955 nucleotides. RefSeq names its product snRNA-activating protein complex subunit 1 (gene Pbp45). NCBI's taxonomy places the organism in Eukaryota, Metazoa, Arthropoda, Insecta, Hymenoptera, Formicidae. The transcript is spliced from 7 exons. Bases 439 to 1350 code for a protein of 303 amino acids. The record is from RefSeq and is a predicted model, not a curated record. Gene Ontology annotation, cellular component: snRNA-activating protein complex. Gene Ontology annotation, biological process: snRNA transcription by RNA polymerase II; snRNA transcription by RNA polymerase III. Gene Ontology annotation, molecular function: sequence-specific DNA binding.
UUUAUUGAUACUUCAUAUUCGGUAGUUAAUGGCCGCGUUCAGCAGAGAAAACCGCUCAGUAGCAAUUGACAUGAUUGGCUCUUACUUUUAGAAUCAACAAAUCAAUGUUGAAUAUUGAUAAUAUGAUAACUGAGCGCUCUAUUGAACUCGACCAAUGGCUAACGAUAUUUAAAACGAGCGAUGACGACAUGAAAAGAUAACCUAAAAAUGUCUUAAGAAAAUCGACAGACAUGGUCACUCUCAUGUCUGAAUAUUUCAUGACCCAGUGCUACUAUAUAUGUGUCCUAUCCACUUAUAAAAGCAGGAAAAAGACGAGAAUUUUCUUUCUGCUGAUUAUAUAUAUAAUUUAUUUGUUUUUCUUAUAAUUUCUAACUUAAUCUUUUUUUUUAUAUUUAUUUAUAAUUAUCUUCAAGUUUGUGAAAUACAGUAUCGAAAACCAUGGAGUAUUCCCAGCAGAAGCAGUUGAUGGAAGCUUUUCGCACGGACUGCCAAACAUUGAUAACGCGUUUUGAGCUAUCUUAUAAUACUCACUUUCAAAACUUCUGUGAGAUAUGGAAAGAUAUGCAGUUUAGCUUAGUUUUUUCCAAUUUUCAUCCUUCCGAAGCAACUUUAAUGGCAUUGUGUGAAGAUGCUCUUUGUAUAACAAAGCAAUUUCUGAUAAAUGUGACCAGUCUAAAGGAGCGUAUUGGAGCUCUAUACCUUAUGUAUGCAAUAUAUUAUAAAAUGCCAACGAAUCAAUUUAAAAUUAGAAUGACUCUGUCAGAUUGGAAAUGUUUGAUGGAGUUGCAUAGUCAAAUAAAAAAGGAAGAAUAUCUUGAUGCUAAUUACAUCUUGUGCAAGUUAAUUGUUGAUUGUGCAUUUGUUCAUUGCAUUAGCGAUAGAGAGUAUGGCAUUGAGAGGCACUUUUAUAGAAAGCAAGAACAGCCUAAGUUGGCUGUGAAUUUAAUGCCAGAAAUCAAGGACCUAGCAGCACCUGGAAAGCUGUUAUCAACAAUCAGCAAAUUGAGCAAAAUUUAUGAGCAGAAGAAACGCGUUUUAUGCGAUGCAGAGGGAGAUUCCAGUUUGCAACUCUAUGAUGCCAACAUAGCAGAUGAUAUUGUUAAUAGCAUUCGUGUAAUGCAAUCAGAGAGUAGAAUAUUUGCCAGAUCUGAGGAUCCAGAGCCCGGCUGUAGUAAGUCAUCAAUAGUAUCAUCAUCGAAUAGUGAAACUGUUCAGAAAGAUCAAAAACGCAUUCGAUUCCGCAAGAAUAAUAUUUUAUCCAAAAUAGGCCAAGCAUUCAGAGAAGGACUAGAAUCAGAAUCUGAAGAAGAGCCGAAUGACUCGGACAUCGAUUUUCUAGAAAACGCGUGAAAGAGCUCUUUCUUAAAAGCAAAUCAAGCAUGAAAUCAAGUUCGCGUGGCUCCUCUAGUAGACUUUUAAUUGGUUAUUGUCAUCAAAGCCUGCGCUAUGACCCGCAUUUCUUACUAUAAAGCUGGUGCCAUCGUAGUGCAUGCGACGCUCGCCACGACGCACGAACAGAUGUGACGUCUGACCCAGAGAUGCAGUGCAAUGUAGAAAAGGCGUUGUCAAUGAUGCCGUGCCGUUGCUGGGUGAUAUUAACCAAUUAAAUGCGAAUACCUGACAAGGCCAUCAGGAGUCUGAGAUAUUCUGAUAUUGUUGAUAAUCCAAUUCUCAACUCCUUCAUCUGUUUGCCAAUACUGAGCUGUACUAAGAUGUGCUGCAGCUUCUUGCAAACAUGUUGGUCCAUGACGAGAGUCUGAGUAAAAGACACUCAGCGAAAAGUCCUACAAGAUAUUAAUCAAAAAUUGCAAAAAAUAAAUUUACUGUUCAUUCAUUGAAUUACACAGUUAAAAAAAAAGGAUCACCCUAUUACACAUGUAUGAUCUGAAAGUUUCAAGAGAACAUUAUGAUUCGAAAUAUAAGACUUGAAAAAUAUAAGCAAGGUUUUGAGCUAA